CCCUCCAUUUCUCUCUCUCUCUCUCUCUGACAAUCCUCAAACACACGCAGACAGAGAAACAGUCACUCUCUAGCUUUCUCUCUCCCUCUCUCUCUCUCUCUCUCAGAGUGAUAUGGCGAGCAACAGAGACAGAGACGAAGCUCUGACAUUCACAAACCCGUCGUCGUCGUCGUCCCCAAUUACAGUCUCGGACCCACAGGACAGCUUCCUCACCGACCCCACUUCGCUCAUCGGCAGCGCCUCCGGGAGCUUCCAGAACGAGGGUUUACUAUCUGCCGACACCACAACCAGCGACGCCGAGUUCGGCUUCUCUCGCUCCGACUUCCGGACGAGCCAACUCGCCGGCACCGUCGAGUUCUACCAGCGUCACGUCUUCCUCUGCUACAAGAACCCCAAGGUCUGGCCCCCCAGAAUCGAGGCCUCCGAGUUCGAUCGGGUGCCGAGGCUGCUCUCCGCCGCUGUGAUGGCCAGGAAGGCUGAUAUGAAAAAAGAGACCCGUUUGACAAUAUGUGAGGGACAUGAUGGAACUGAGACAUCAAAUGGGGAUGUACUAAUCUUUCCAGACAUGAUCAGAUACAGGAGAUUGACACAUUUUGAUGUUGACACAUUUGUUGAGGAAGUGCUUGUGAAGGAUGGUGAAUGGCUUCCUGGAACUCCUGAAACACUAAAAGUUUCAUAUGUUUUUGUAUGUUCUCAUGGAUCCCGGGAUCGCCGUUGUGGAGUUUGUGGACCUGCCCUUAUCAGUAGAUUCAAAGAUGAGAUAGAAUUCUAUGGUCUUCAAAAAAAAGUGUCUGUUAGCCCAUGCUCACACAUUGGGGGCCAUAAGUAUGCAGGAAAUGUUAUCAUAUUUAGAUCAAAUUUCAAUGGAGAAGUCACUGGGCACUGGUAUGGUUAUGUUACUCCAGAGGAUGUACCUGUAUUGCUUGAGCAGCAUGUUGUGAAAGGAGAAAUUGUAGAUUGGCUGUGGAGGGGUCAGAUGGGUUUAUCAGAAGAAGAACAGAAGAAAUCCCAAGAACUAAGGUUCCAGUUGAAUGGCGAGAUAAAUGUUGGGGAAAACACUGAAGAACUGACACGAACACAUAUGAGUGAGACAUACACUGCUGCCUGUAGAUCUCAAGUUGAGGUAAUGGGGUGUUGCCAGGAAAAUGGGAACUCACACUGCUGUCGGAACCCCGUGUUACCGGAAAAGCUCGAUAAUCUAGAUUCCAAUUCGGGUGGUGCAGCAAAGGUGAUGGCCGAAAAGAAGAGCAGCAAGAAACUAAAUUCCAGGGUCAACAGUGGCAAAGGUACACGCAAAGUUUGUACCAUGCCAACAUGGUUUGAGAGCUGGGAACGUGAAGAUACUUAUGCAGCUCUUGCUGUUGUUUGUGCUGCAGCGUCAGUUGCCAUAGCCUAUAGUUGCUACAAACAGUUGAGAUAAAAAUUAAACUUCAAAUUCAACCCAUGUUUUCUUCUUUUCCAUCUGUAUAAGAUAUGGAUGUCACAUCAUGUUGUAAUGCCUCUUCAGGAAUAUCCUUUGAUAUAGAAGGGUAAAGAGUUGGAGAAAAUCAUUAAACAGAUGUGUAUGGUGCUGGAUUUCCCUUGGGGGCACUUAAAACUCUCUUUUUAUCUUGUUUUUUUGUC
This is a messenger RNA of Corylus avellana, 1623 nucleotides long. RefSeq lists its product as uncharacterized. The record is from RefSeq and is a predicted model, not a curated record. NCBI's taxonomy places the organism in Eukaryota, Viridiplantae, Streptophyta, Magnoliopsida, Fagales, Betulaceae.